Messenger RNA from Diceros bicornis minor, 960 nucleotides. Its product is annotated as olfactory receptor 2C3. NCBI's taxonomy places the organism in Eukaryota, Metazoa, Chordata, Mammalia, Perissodactyla, Rhinocerotidae. Gene Ontology annotation, cellular component: membrane. The transcript has a single exon. Bases 1 to 960 code for a protein of 319 amino acids. Gene Ontology annotation, molecular function: G protein-coupled receptor activity; olfactory receptor activity. The record is from RefSeq and is a predicted model, not a curated record. Gene Ontology annotation, biological process: G protein-coupled receptor signaling pathway.
AUGGAAAUAGCCAACACAAGCUCUCCAGGAGUCUUUGUACUCCUGGGUUUCUCUUCACGACCCUCACUAGAACCUAUCCUCUUCUUCCUUGUCUUGGGGUUUUAUGUGGUGUCUGUCUUGGGCAAUGGCAUCAUCAUUCUGGUCUCCUGUGUGGAGGUGCACCUCCACACUCCUAUGUACUUCUUUCUUGCUAACCUCUCAUUCCUGGACAUUAGCUUCACCACCAGCGUCGUCCCACAACUCCUGGUCAACCUCUGGGGACCACAGAAAACCAUAAGCUAUGGAGGGUGUGUGGUCCAGUUCUAUAUCUCCCACUGGCUGGGGGCGACUGAAUGUGUCCUCCUGGCAGUCAUGUCCUGUGACCGCUACGCUGCCAUCUGCAGGCCACUCCACUACACUGUCAUCAUGCAUCCACGGCUUUGCCUUAGCCUGGCUUUCGUCUCGUGGCUCGGGGGUCUGACCACCAGCAUGGUGGGCUCCACACUCACCAUGCUCCUGCCGCUGUGUGGGAACAAUCGCAUAGACCACUUCUUCUGUGAGAUGCCCCUCAUUAUGCAACUGGUUUGUGUGGACACCAGCUUCAAUGAGGUGGAGAUGUACGUGGCCAGCUUUAUCUUUGUUGUCUUGCCUCUGGGUCUCAUCCUGGUCUCCUAUGGCCAUAUUGCUCACGCUGUGUUGAAGAUCAGGUCAGCAGAAGGGCGGAGAAAGGCAUUCAACACCUGCUCUUCCCACGUGGCCAUCGUGGCUCUGUUUUACGGGAGCAUCAUCUUCAUGUAUCUCCAGCCGGCCAAGAGCAACUCUCAUGAACAGGGCAAGUUCAUAGCCCUCUUCUACACCGUGGUCACCCCAAUGCUGAACCCCCUGAUUUACACGCUGAGGAACAAGGACAUGAAGAAGGGUCUCAGGCACCUUGUGUUAGAGAAGUGCUGUGGCUUUGCGGGGACGUGGGGGCAUAUUUAG